ACUCUUUCCUCGUCUUCCCUCACUCACUCCCCUAAAGAAAAUGUCGUCGUUAUCCUAUUGUUCCUCCACCGUGUCCGUAUCCCCCGCAGCCGCCGCAAACUUUAACCCGUUAUUCUCCUCCUUCUCCAAUUUCAGACUCUUCAAUCGCUUUGCACCAAAAUCCUUCAAACUCGUCGCCAGUUUCCCUAAUCCGCUGUCCCUCCAUUCCAAUAUCCGUCGCCACCGUUUCUCCUGCGCCGCCGAUACCGAAGACGAAAUCCCGGCGUCAUCAUCAGAAGAUGAAGACGAAGUAGAAGAAGAAGAAGAAGAUGGGAAACAGACGACGCAAGGGAGUGGUGAGGAAGGGAGGCUGUACGUUGGGAACUUACCAUACACAAUCACUUCUUCUGAGCUCUCUCAACUCUUCGGACAAGCUGGAACUGUCGUAGAUGUUCAGAUUGUGUAUGACAAAGUCACUGACAGAAGCAGAGGGUUUGGAUUCGUAACCAUGGGAACCAUUGAAGAAGCUAAAGAAGCUAUUCAGAUGUUCAACACCUCUCAAAUUGGUGGUAGAACGGUGAAAGUGAACUUCCCGGAGGUGCCAAGAGGCGGAGAGAGAGAAGUAUUGAGAGCCAAGAUCCGUGGUAGCAACCGGAGUUAUGUUGACAGUCCUCACAAGCUCUAUGCUGGAAACCUCGGUUGGAAUUUAACCUCGCAAGGUCUUAAAGAUGCAUUUGCAGAUCAACCUGGUGCGCUUGGUGCUAAAGUCGUGUAUGAAAGAGACAGCGGGAGGUCUCGGGGGUUUGGUUUCGUCUCUUUUGAAUCAGCACAAGAUCUUCAGUCUGCCAUGAGUGCCAUGAAUGGCGUGGAAGUUGAAGGGAGAGAACUGAGGCUAAAUUUGGCGUCAGAGAGAGACACCGUGCCUCGUCCUUCUGUAACAGAAGAAGGCAGUCUUGAGAGCAGUGAGGUGCUUUCAACCAUCAGUACAUGAAGCAGCAAAAACACAACAUCUUGUUGUAUUCAACUGACUACUGAGGCUAAAGAAGAUGAUAAUAUAUGAGAUAAAAGAACGUGUGAUUGACUGUCAUCUUAUGCAAAAAUGUUUCUUCCAUUAAAUGGUGUAAUGUAUAAUCUUUCAAUCUCAGAGAAAUGCAAAAUAUUUUUGUAGUGACU
Messenger RNA from Brassica rapa (field mustard), 1152 nucleotides. RefSeq names its product RNA-binding protein CP33, chloroplastic. Gene Ontology annotation, molecular function: mRNA binding. Gene Ontology annotation, cellular component: chloroplast thylakoid membrane. NCBI's taxonomy places the organism in Eukaryota, Viridiplantae, Streptophyta, Magnoliopsida, Brassicales, Brassicaceae. Gene Ontology annotation, biological process: chloroplast rRNA processing. The record is from RefSeq and is a predicted model, not a curated record.